UUGGAGCAGGAGAAAAGUUUGUACAGAGGCUGGAAGGGCGAGAGCGGAGCUCGAAACCCUGCAGCCAGGAGUAAAAAGAUGAAAGAUCCCAGGUCAGAACCUCAGGCCGAGCGGACCUCAAACCGCCCCUGGGGCGUCGGAAGCACCCUCAGUGUCAGCCGCCAGCCCCGAUAGCCGCCCGUGCUGCCCAGGGCUGAGGAGGACCGCGGCCCGAAUCCGGGACUGAGGCUCCGUGCCACCUGCGCGCGCGGCCCCACACCUGCGCGCUGUCCGCCGGGGGACCGGACCUGCGGGCUCCUCAAAGUUUGGUCCCGUCUUUGAAGGUACGGAAGAAAAAAAGAAGAAAGAAAGAAAGAAUCCAAGAUCAGGUUGAAUUGACCCAUCCCGCUACCCUUCUGGCUCUCCCAAGUGUUCGAAAGCUUGCCAUUCUGACCCCAGUUCCGGAAAAUUGGCAGCCACAGAGACCCGGUUCUGAGAAGACAAAGGCUUGGCAAGCUCUACACUGAGCGGGCGAGACCGAGGGCAGGUUGGAGGCGUGUGGUGGACGUCUGAGUCUUGACCCUGGGGUCCUCCGCGGCCCCCAUCGCCGCGGCUCCCACAGACCCAGCCUCGAACUCCAAGGCUGCGUACCGAGGGUCACCACCAUGUCCACUCCUGGGGUCAAUGCGUCCGCCUCCUCUACCCCUGACCGUCCGAACAGCCCGGUGACCAUCCCGGCGGUGAUGUUCAUCUUCGGGGUAGUGGGCAACCUGGUGGCCAUCGUGGUGCUGUGCAAGUCGCGCAAAGAGCAGAAGGAGACGACCUUCUAUACGUUGGUGUGCGGGCUGGCCGUCACCGACCUGCUGGGCACGUUGCUGGUGAGCCCGGUGACCAUCGCCACGUACAUGAAGGGCCAGUGGCCCGGAGGCGAAGCACUCUGCGAGUACAGCACCUUCAUCCUGCUCUUCUUCAGCCUGUCCGGCCUCAGCAUCAUCUGUGCCAUGAGUAUCGAGCGCUACCUGGCCAUCAACCACGCCUACUUCUACAGCCACUACGUGGACAAGCGGCUGGCCGGCCUCACGCUCGUCGCGGUCUAUGCAUCCAACGUGCUCUUCUGCGCGUUGCCCAACAUGGGCCUGGGCAGCUCGCGGCUGCAGUACCCGGACACCUGGUGCUUCAUUGACUGGACCACCAACGUGACGGCGCACGCCGCCUUCUCCUACAUGUACGCGGGCUUCAGCUCCUUCCUCAUUCUCGCCACCGUGCUCUGCAAUGUGCUGGUGUGCGGUGCGCUGCUCCGCAUGCACCGCCAGUUCAUGCGCCGCACCUCGCUGGGCACCGAGCAGCACCACGCGGCGGGCCCAGUCGCGGUGCCCUGGGCCCCCUGCCGCAGCAACCCGACCGCCGCCUCCCCCGUUCUGCCGCGCCUCAGCGACUUUCGCCGCCGCCGGAGUUUCCGCGGAAUAGCGGGCGCCGAGAUCCAGAUGGUCAUCUUACUCAUCGCCACCUCCCUGGUGGUGCUUAUCUGCUCCAUCCCGCUCGUGGUACGGGUGUUCAUCAACCAGUUAUAUCAGCCACGUUUGGUGCAAGAAAUCAGCAAAAACCCAGACUUGCAGGCCAUCCGAAUUGCUGCUGUGAACCCCAUCCUGGACCCCUGGAUCUAUAUCCUUCUGCGGAAGACCGUGCUCAGCAAAGCAAUAGAGAAGAUCAAGUGCCUCUUCUGCCGCAUUGGCGGGUCCCGCAGAGACCGUUCGGGACAGCACUGCUCAGACAGCAGAAGGACAUCUUCCGCCAUGUCUGGCCACUCCCGCUCCUUCCUCUCCCGAGAGCUGAAGGAGAUCAGCAGCACAUCUCAGACCCUCCUGUACAUGCCGGACCUCAGUGAAAAUGGUCUUGGCGGCAGGAAUCUGCUUCCCGGUGUACCUGGCACGGGCCCGGCCCAGGCAGACACCACCUCCCUGAGGACUUUGCGAAUAUCAGAGACCUCGGACUCCUCCCAGGGGCAGGAUUCAGAGAGUGUGUUACUGGUGGACGAGGUUAGUGGGAGCAGCAGGUCUGGGCCUGCCCCCAAGGGGAACUCUCUGCAAGUCACAUUUCCCAAUGAAACACUGAACUUAUCAGAAAAAUGUAUAUAGUAGCUAAGGAAAGAAAUACAGCACUAUUUCUGCUAUUUCUGGAAGCAUAUAAAAUCCUGUGCAACAGACACAUAAAUGAAGUGUUUCGCUGUGCGCAGAAGGGCUGUUUGUCCUUCAACUCACAUUAAAGAACAUCUGGGCUCUUUAGCACUUUCCAAUCAAGUUGAUUCAUAGGGGACCCAGGGUCUGAAGCACAUUGGUUUUCACUUCACUAUGACACAGGAUUUCUGUCACCACUUGAUGGCUGGGAAGAUCUACCCUCAGUUUUUCUACUUGAUAGGAGGAUGGCAUAAGUUUUGCUAUUUUCAUAACAUCCAGAGCUUUAUAUCUGGCAUACAGCAGAAGGCCAGGUAUGGAAGGGCUCUAUUCCAAUAAACUAUGAGGACUAUCUUGUGAUUUAAGUGUCUCACUAAAGCAUGAAAUGUGAAUUUUACUGUUGUAAAUAUGACUUAAGGUAUUUAAAGUAUUUUCUUCUCUGUGAGAAGGUUUAUUGUUAAUACAAGGUAUAAUAAAAUUAUGGUAACCCCCUUCUUCCCAGUAUAACCAGCUGAAGUUGCAGAUGUUAGAUUUUUUUCAUAAACAAGUUCAGGCCAAGGUGUGGAAAAUACACAGUGAGACUCAUAGCUAUAAAAAAAAGAUAUAAAUUUUUAAAAGAAAGAGUUUAAUAUUAUAAAAGGAAUAAAGCAAAAUACUAUUUUAAGACAUGAACAUUAUAGUCCAAAAUAUUAAAGUUCUUUCCAAGUUAUGUGUGAUACAUAGUGAAAAAUUUUUAGUGAUGCUACAUGUAUUUAUCCAGAAAACUGUGAUUUCGGAAGAAGCUAACCUGCUGGUUAAAAUAUUUUUUCUACUUUUGUCCCCACUGAUACUUUUAAAAAUAUAACGAAUUUUAAAAAGUCUGAAUAAAUAACCCAUAAUUGAAGUGUAUAAUAUAAAAGAAGUCUAAGCAACUUGUUUUCCCUCUUAAAGUGUUCAUAGUUUUACUUUCCUAAGGAAUGAUCUAGAGUAUCCUUUAAAAUUUAAGAGGAAGGCAGGUUGCACCAUGAAGGCCUUUAUUUUGAGAUGUGGAAGUUAUCACAGAUGCCGUAAGAGUUUAACAACAUAAAGAGUGCAGGACUUGGACACAUGAGGGUAACCUUCUUGCGGCUUCGUGUAAUACCCAGUGACGCUGUACACAUUUGAAGGACCUUUCUCAAGGAAGUACUAAGCAUGUUUUGUUGCUUAAAAUGUUUUUGUGAAUUGCUUGGUUGUAAUUAAAUUCUGAGCCUGGUAGUGAUACGGUUUUAAGAAGCAGUUGUACCAACUGAAAUUAUUUUGGAGAUUACAAUAAAUAAAUACACUCAGUCUGAGUUCCGUAUCAUCAGUUUUGGAAAACCUGUGUGAUUUUUGGGUUUCAGGUCAUCGUCUACAUCCUUUUAAAUUGGAAUCUUUAAAUUGUUUUAUUUUGAAGUGACAUCAAAUUUAGGAAAAAAGUUACAACAGGAAAAAGCCUUGGAUGCACUUAAUGGCGAAUGAUAUUGGGGAGAAACCAAGAUCUGGGUGUAAGGUGGACUCAAAAUCACAUUUGUAUGGGUGGAGGAGAGUACCAGGGAGACGAUAUUAUGCCUAACUUACUGCAUGUGGAGAACCCAAAUAUUUAUUACAAAAAAAUUAGCAUAAGCUUGUGGCCCUUCCUACUUGUAAAUUCUCUCAAUCAGUGCUUCUCAAACUUGAUCAUGCACUAGAGUCAUCCGGAGAGCUUGUGAGAACAGAUUUUCUGAUUCUGUAGGUCUGGGGUGUAUACACUUCUGAAAAGCUCCUAGGUGACUCUGAUGUAGCAGUAUGAGUACAUACUCGGAGUAAUCCCCAGGAGUGAGGUUGUGAUUUGCCAUUUGCAAGUUUUUAAAGGUAUUUUUGGAUGAUGUCAGAAAAACGGGACUGGCAUCUUCACAAGCCUGAAGGCACAGUGAUUCUCAGCUGAGGUCGGCAUAGCUUAGAAGGAGCUUCUAGUCCAAGCCUGAGAUGUUCCAUUUCCCCAUGCUAACCAAAGCCUAAGAAACAAUGUUUUCAGGGAAUAUUUUACCUGUGAAAGAGGCUUUCAUUCUUCUCCCAUGUAUAUGGACAAUGAGGCAAUCCUUAGAUUUGUAUAUAAAUGAAAUCUAUAUAUUAUAAUAUACUACACAUACUAUAUAUCACCUGUGUUUAUGGAGGAAAAACUAAGCUUCAUUCACAAGUUAGUAUUACUAAUACUCAAAGCAUAAUCUCACUCAUACUUCACUUCAGAGGUUCACCAUCCAGAAUAUAGACUCUGGCUUAUUCUUUUUUUAAUUAAAAUAAAAUUCACAUAUUAUAAAGUUUGCCCCAUAUUUUAGUAUGUUCACAGAAUCAACCAUCACUGCUGAUUCCUGAACAUACUUAUCAUCCCAAAAAGAAGCCACAUGCCUGUCCAUCAGCAGUCACUCCCCAUUCUCCUCUCUCCCUAGCACAUGACAACCACUCUAUCUCUACGGAUUCUCCUGUUCUGGACAUAAAUGGCAUCAUACAAUAUGUGGCCUUCAAUAUCAGGCUUGUUUCACUUAGCAUAAUAUUUUCAAGGUUCAUCCAUGUUGUAGCAUGAAUCAGUUCUACAUUUCCCUCUCAUGGCUGAAUAAU
This is a messenger RNA of Zalophus californianus (California sea lion), 4742 nucleotides long. RefSeq names its product prostaglandin E receptor 4 (gene PTGER4). The record is from RefSeq and is a predicted model, not a curated record. The coding region runs from base 645 to 2114 and encodes 489 amino acids. Gene Ontology annotation, biological process: cellular response to prostaglandin E stimulus; positive regulation of cytosolic calcium ion concentration; inflammatory response. The transcript is spliced from 3 exons. Gene Ontology annotation, cellular component: plasma membrane. Gene Ontology annotation, molecular function: prostaglandin E receptor activity. Lineage: Eukaryota; Metazoa; Chordata; Mammalia; Carnivora; Otariidae.